This is a messenger RNA of Protopterus annectens (West African lungfish), 3094 nucleotides long. RefSeq names its product histamine H1 receptor-like. Gene Ontology annotation, cellular component: membrane. Bases 1071 to 2891 code for a protein of 606 amino acids. The record is from RefSeq and is a predicted model, not a curated record. Gene Ontology annotation, molecular function: histamine receptor activity. The transcript is spliced from 4 exons. Lineage: Eukaryota; Metazoa; Chordata; Ceratodontiformes; Protopteridae. Gene Ontology annotation, biological process: positive regulation of vasoconstriction; adenylate cyclase-activating adrenergic receptor signaling pathway; regulation of vascular permeability.
UUGGUCUUCAACUGUAUUCCUUUAAGUAGCAGAAUAGACAGUAUUAGAAAACAAAGACUCUUUCAGCUAUAGAUGAAGAGAGUACAGCUGUAUUUUCAAACAUUUUUUUAAUCGCAUUGGGAGCAGAAAUAAUGGGACUAGAGUUAAAGAACUUUCCAAGACUUGUUAGUGAAAGAAAAGAAAUAGUAUUCUCUGGACUCAAAACUUUUAAUUAUAAGUUCUGGAACACAUGGAAAUGCAAAUAACAAUGCUCGAUUACUUAUAAACUUAGGUAAGCAUGUUUCGGCAUGAGAGUGCUCAUUAGCUAUUUGUUGAAUACAUUUUGAUAAUGUGUCUCAGCUGUACUUUGGAAUGAGUAAAAGCACUUCAUUUCCUUCCUAUACGUUCCCUGCAUCAAACUGAAAGGCUGUAUCACAUAUUAAUUACUUAAGUUCUAAACAAAAAUCCGUGGUGAGUAAUAAUGCAGCAUAAUGACUAAAGGGCGGCCACAGUGGUGCAGCGGUUAACGUUGACACUUAACAGCAAGAAGCUCUCCGGUUCAACCCUCGGCUGGGGCGCUUUCUGUGCGAAAUCUGCAUGUCCUUCCUGUGGUCGCGUGGGCUUCCUCCAAAGACAUGCUGUAGGUGGAUUGGACACUCUAAAUUGGCCCUAAGCGUGAGUGUGUGCCUUCUGUGAAAGGUUGGCCGCCGGGCUUGCAACUCAACACCCUAGAACUCCACUGGCAAUCGUAAGCGGACAGGUGAUCCGCUGUGGCGACCCCCUAACCGGGAAAAAGCCGAAAGAAAAAGUGCUCAUGAACAAAACAGCAUGCAAGUUUAAAACAAAAUGGGCUAUGUCAGAAGUUUGAUGACCGGUUAAAGAGGAGACGGUUUAAAGAGAGGCCGGAUAACAGAGAGUGUAGUGUUUAUUCCUUCUGUUACACCUCUUUUGCUUAUGGGGCAGCAAUUCAAGAUUCCCUGAUGGUACAUUGCAAGAAGUACAAAACGUGGUGUAAAUACAUUCAAACAGGAAGGAAUCAAAGUUUGCUUAGACAGUGUCUUUCUUCUAAACUUGGCCAAAAAGAGUGAACAAUGGAAAACACAAGUGUGAACCCACACUCAUACAGAUGUAUCAGUGUAUGUCUAAACCAGUCUGGCCAAUCAAACUGCUCUGUUAAUGAAACAGAUGCAGAUUUGCCAAAGAAAGCUGGCCUUGGAGUGCUCCUUGGCCUUUUCACCAUAGUGACUGCCUUAAUGAAUUUGCUUAUUUUCUGUGCUAUCAGGAAGGAGAAGGCACUUCAUACUGUUGGAAAUAUGUACAUUUUAAGCUUAGCAGUGGCAGACUUCAUUAUUGGGACUAUUGUUAUGCCAAUAAGCAUUCUAUAUUUUGUCACAGGAGAGUGGACAUUGGGCCCUAUGGCCUGUAAAUUAUGGCUAUGUGUGGACUAUGUAGCUAGUACAGCAUCAAUAUUUAAUUUAUUUGCACUUUGUGUGGACAGAUAUCGUUCAGUGGUAAAUCCUCUGGGUUAUAUUCCAUUUCGAACUCGUAGAAGGGCAUCUUCUCUAAUUGCUGUAGCAUGGCUUUUAUCAUCAACAUGGAUUAUUCCAAUUUUAAGCUGGCACAGCUUUGCAGAUGUUGUCCCUAACAAUAGCUGUGACUGUGAUACUGAUUUCAGUAACAUCAUGUGGUUCAAGAUCCUUACAGCUACGAUUAACUUUUAUCUUCCUACUGCAUUCAUGAUCUGCUUUUAUAUCAUAAUCUUCCUUUCUGUUAGGAGGCACUGCAAACAUAGAACAGGGGCUAAUGGGUCAGUCAGAUAUGAAUCUGUACAUAAGCAGAAAACACUUUGUUACAUGUGUACAUAUCAGUCAGAAAGUAAAAGUGAAAAAACAGUCCCUAUCGGGCACCUCUCAGAAAAGAAGGCCAGUUUUAGUGAAGACAUGGAUACACUUAACCAAGCAGAGCAAAAUGAUGAAAUGUGCAAAGAAUUCAUUGAGAAAAAUGAUUGUGCUCAAAAUGGAAGAGUGGAUUCUGUAUCAAAUAGCAGUGCUAGUUGGAGUGAUGGGCCUUGCUUCUUUGGAAGUCCAGGUCUAAGUACAUCCCAGUGUAAAGCACGCCAACUUGUGCACAUGCCUAUUUCCCAUCUAAGCACAGUGUUCCAGGAACGUGACUCUGACAGAAACAAUUAUACUGAACAAGUGGCCUCUUAUGACGCUCCCUUGAGAAGCUGCAAUUCAGUGCAGUUGCAGAGCAGAAGCAACAUCUCCACAGACUUCAAACAGCAACAUGAGGCCAUAGCUGUCAGACAUUUACAGAAUGUAAAAAUGAGUCCAGCCUGGGAUACAGAGGAAAGAUGUCUGAUCAAAGGUAACAGUGUUCAUGUAUGUUCUGCAGAUUCAGAGGACAGAGGAGGCUCAACACAUGUCAGCCUGAAAUGGAGUCUGCAUCGACAGAGACAGAGACAGAGAAGCCCUAAAGAACAGAGGUAUAUCUCAUCUAACAAUAAAGUAAUAAACUCUAAUAUUUCAAAUGAGAAAAACUGUCUAAACAGAAGCCAAACCAACAAAUUAUGCCAGGGAAAACUGUAUAGGUCAACUAGAUCCACAAGCUGUCAACAGCAAUAUCUAUCACAAUUGAAUUUAAGGCUCAAAAGAGAGCAAAAGGCAGCCACACAGCUGGGGGUAAUAGUAUUGGUUUAUUUGUUGUGCUGGAUCCCAUAUUUUGUUGUUUUCAUAAAACCUCCUCUGCAUGAUGAGACUGCGGAGGCCAGCAGCAAGUAUUUCAACACAUUUACCGUAUGGCUUGGUUACACUAACUCCAUGCUGAAUCCCUUUAUAUACCCACUGUGCAACAAAACUUUUAGAACAACUAUCAAAAAGAUGCUGAUGCGCAAAACAUUUCAGGCUAGCUAACUACAACACUGCCUUCGUGGAAGAAAGGACUUGCUGACCUCACUGCCUAAUAAAAAUAAAUAUAUGAUAUGAAAUGAAAGUGACUUUUGUUUUUUCGUUGAGUUGUAAGCUUAUUUAAAAACUACUGUUUGAAUGAGAUACCCUGUGAUGUACUUUACUGGGCUACUAUUCUUUUUUAAUUAAACAAAACUGUCAGUGAUCCA